AAUAAAACCUAUACAGCUAAGGAAAGUGAGGCUCAAAGAGGGCUGUGGUUGACUCCAGGUCACAGGACCUGGACCUGUCCAUGACUGAACUGCCAGAGAGUGGCAACUCCACACCAAAGCUAUGUGGGGGUCCUGGAUUAUCAGCUACUGGGGACAGGGACACUUGGCUUUCGGGAAGUAAAUCUCGAGGGGCGGAGGUGCAGGAGCCGACUCAGGCGCAGAGUUGGGGAGGAAAUGCUGUCCAGGAGGAGCGAGCCGCACAAUAAGCAGUCACAUGGCCUGGCAGGGGCUUCCUGUUUCCUGGCCCCUCCCCGGCCAGCCCUGGCAGCCCAGGACCAGAUGGGCAGCAGACAGUGACCUGGAAGCUCAGACUGUGACCACAAGUGCCCCAAGAAGCAAAGAGGGAGAACUGGACCCAGUAGCUGAGAGUUCUGAAGAGGGCGAGGUGGCCUGCGGGAGCUCUAGGCCCAGCCCUGUGCCAACACCAGGGAGCUCAGAGCCACCACAGCUGGGGCCUGUCGUGGAGGCCAGCGGCCAGGAUCCAGCGAGUAGGGCUGGCAAAGAGACUGAGGAGGACAGGAACAGGUUGAGGGCCCCUGCCCCGGAAGACACCCACUUGCUCACAGAGGAUGCCUGCCAGAACCAGGAGCAGGCAGCCCCACAGGACAAGGCUGCUGUUGGUCUUGGGCGUAGGAACCUUGGAGACCCUGAUGUGUUCCAGACCCUGCAGCACGCCCUGGCUUCCCUGGAAGCCACGGCUGCUGCCUGGCACCCACAGCCCUUGAGCAGCCCUGGGUCUGGGGAGGCAGUGGGCAGGGCAGAUGGGACCCUGGGGCCCUGGCAGGAGGUGACUCGCAUGGCUGAGAAGAAUGCCUGGCUGCGGCUGGCCCUGGACACACGGGAGGACGAGCUGGCACAGCUGCGGGCUGAAAGCGAUGCACUGAGGCAUGAGGUCCGGGAGCUGCAGGAUGCCCUACAGAGGCUGCAGGCUGCCUCACCCCGCUCCCCGAGCCAUGCAGAUGUGGGCAGUGAUGUGGACAGUGAGGCUGACGGGGAGUCGUGGACUGUGCGGGACCCGUCCUUGGUGCAACCCCUGCUCCAGCGCCUGCACUGCGACCCCAGUGCCCAGCCCCCCAGCUCUCUCCUACAGGCCUGGGGCCCUGACUCCCGAGUCCUGGAGGGGCAGGAGGAGCAGCUCCGAGGGAGCAUGGAGAAGCUUAAGGGCUUCAACCGCCUCCUGCUAGUUGCGCUGCAGGGUGCCAAGGGCCGCUGUGAAGGGCUGAGCAUGCAGCUGAGCCAGCGGGAGGCCGAGGCCACUGCGCUGCACCUGGCCCUGCAGUUCAGCGAGGACUGCGAGGAGGCCUACAGUGCCCUGCUUGCCCUGUGGGAGGCCAGCGCCACAGCCCCCAAGGGUGACCUGCAGGGGGCCCAGGACGAGGCACAAAGGCUGCUGGCACGUGCACAGGCUGCGGGGGACAGAGGGGCUCUGCAGCCCAGCCCAGAGGGCAGCAGCCUGGUGGCAGCCACGCCACAGGAAGUGGCUGCCCAACUCUGUGGUCACGUCCAGCGUCUCUGGGAGCACCGUGCCCUGGUGAAGCUUCCUCCAGAGCCGGAUUCCACCUUGGUACCCAGGCCCACCGUGGCCCAUGCAGAAGCUCUGGUGCAGGCCAUUCUGGAGGCCCAGCCUGGCCCAGCCCUGCCCCAGCUGGAGAAGACACAGCUCCAGCAGGCCCUGGUGGCCACACGGGAGACGCUGGGCGACCUGGCACUGCAGCUGCAGCUGGCCCGGCGCGAGAAGCGGGGCCUCGAGCUGCGGGAGGCGGCUCUGCGCGCCCAGGCGCCCGCGCUGCUGCUGCUGCUGGGCCAGCUGCGCUGGGAGCUGGAGCAGCUCGGGGCCCGGGCCAGUGGCGGCGGCGGGGACAGCAGUGAGGGCAACAGCAGCGAAGAUGAGGAGGCGUGUCCCCAGCAGCGUCCAGCCAGUGGCAAGGAUGAAGGCCCAGAGUGCAGAGUACGGGACCCGGAGCAGCUGGCCCAGGACCUGGAGGCAUCCCUCAGCCGGUGUGUGCUGAUGCUGGGUGGGGUCUGCGGGGUUCUUCAGGGCAGGGAGCAGACAGGCAGGCAGUGGCCGAGACCCAUGACCCCUGUCUCUUUUCCUGCCCCACCCAGUGCCCAGGGCCUGCAAGAGCAGCUGUGGUCCCUCCGGGCACAGCUGGAGCAGGUGAUCCAGCGAGGCCGUACUGGCCGGGCCCAGAGUGCCGAGCUGAGCGAAGAUCUCUGUAGAGCUCACAGUGCCCUGCUGCUAGGCUUUUGGGGAGCCCACCGGAAGCAGGAAGAACAGCGCAGGAAGCUGGAGAAACAGAUGACCCAGAUGGAAGCCUGGCAGGCUGAGGAGCUGGCCAGGCUGGAAGCCACAGCCCGAGCCCUGGGGAGGCCCCGGCCGUGUGCCCUACCACCCCCGCUGGGGGAGACCCUGCUGUAGUGUCAUAAAUGUCCUCUGGUGA
Messenger RNA from Octodon degus (degu), 2501 nucleotides. RefSeq names its product USH1 protein network component harmonin binding protein 1 (gene Ushbp1). The transcript is spliced from 11 exons. The coding region runs from base 275 to 2479 and encodes 734 amino acids. NCBI's taxonomy places the organism in Eukaryota, Metazoa, Chordata, Mammalia, Rodentia, Octodontidae. The record is from RefSeq and is a predicted model, not a curated record.